GUCGGAGGUGUGUGGCGGCCGGAUCCGGACAGGUCUAAUGUAGUAUAAUCUCCAUCACCUCCGCCCAUUUAAUUUUUCUUUUUUCCCAAAGCUUCCCAUAUUUGUUCAUAGUUCUAACUAUAAAUUUCCCAGAUUUCCCCAAUUCCUCAAUUUAAUUUUAUGUGUAAGAAAGUUAAUUUUUGUGGUAAUAAUGGUUGAAGGAGAUGUAUGAGGGUUCACAGAAGGAAGUGAGGAUUGAGGAUCGGAAGAGAGUAGGCAUAAGGAUAAUAUGGGAAAGUCAAAGACAAUUUCAACUUUUCUUAAACUGAUCAUUGGCUGGUUAUAAUUAAUUAGUUUGAUUAAUUACUUAUAUUUAAUAUAUGGAAGCACGAAUAAUUAACAGGAACUCGUCGACAUCAACGACUUCCUCCGACUCAUCCUCGUCGGAGUCAUCUUUAUCUGCCGGCGGCGGCGGCGGCAAGGUGGCUCGAGACGGCCGGAAGAGGCUGGAGAGGAUAAAAGGGCCGUGGAGUUCGGAGGAGGACAAGAUCCUUACCCGGCUGGUGGACCGGUACGGCCCAAGAAACUGGUCCUUGAUUAGCAAGUACAUAAAGGGCCGGUCCGGGAAGUCUUGCCGGCUCCGGUGGUGUAACCAGCUCAGCCCCACCGUGGAGCACCGCCCCUUUUCUCCGGCGGAGGACGAGACGAUCAUGGCGGCCCAUUUGAAGUACGGGAACCGGUGGGCCACCAUUGCCCGGUUGCUCCCUGGCCGGACCGACAAUGCCGUCAAGAACCACUGGAACUCCACGCUGAAACGGAGAUGCGAACGGCAGUUGAGUCAGAGACACAAUAAGACGUUUAGCUCGACGGAGGUCUCUGACGUCGUUAACUCGUCGGCGUGCGUUAAUGUCAACGCCGGAGAUGGUCAACCGGUGAAUUACUCCUCCGCCGGCAGUUAUAAUAAUAAUAAUAACAACAACAACAACAAUAACAAGGUGUUUCCCAUAGUUCUGGGCCACCUGAGAGAGUACGAUGAUGAUCCGAUGACAGCGUUGUCCCUGGCGCCGCCGGGAUUGGGCGGGCGCGUGGUGCCGGAGAAGCGGUCGGAGAGUUUACCGGCGGAAUUUUGGGAUGUGAUGAGGGAGGUGAUAGCUAAGGAAGUGAGGGAGUACGUGACGUCAUCAUUUUCCGGGCCGCCAACUGGCUUUCAUUAAGAUGCCCGUUUAAUUAAUUAAUUAAGUAAUUAAUUAUGCUGAUGAUACUUAUUAUUGCUGCUUUCUAAAUUCAUCUGAGAUUUGUGACGACCUUUCUUAAUUAAUCAAUUAAUGUAGAUGGA
Molecule: messenger RNA, 1315 nt
Organism: Cuscuta campestris
Lineage: Eukaryota; Viridiplantae; Streptophyta; Magnoliopsida; Solanales; Convolvulaceae
Source: the annotation of a GenBank genome assembly